Molecule: messenger RNA, 495 nt
Organism: Mollisia scopiformis
Lineage: Eukaryota; Fungi; Ascomycota; Leotiomycetes; Helotiales; Mollisiaceae
Product: NADH-ubiquinone oxidoreductase subunit B17.2
Exons: 7
Coding region: 55-402 (115 amino acids)
Biological process (GO): mitochondrial respiratory chain complex I assembly; response to oxidative stress
Cellular component (GO): membrane
Source: RefSeq, a predicted model, not a curated record
CUGAGAACGUUGCGCAACCUGUAUAGAGUUGGCCUUAGGGAUGCCGCUCAUCAGAUGCAUUACCAAGGUGAUACCAAGGCCGGUACAUUGAUUGGAAAGGAUCGCUAUGGAAACAAAUACUUCGAGAAUCUAGAGGAAGAGCUGCCACUUCGCACAAGAUGGGUAGACUACAAGGACGCUGAGCUCGACCCAUCACACAUCGAGCCCGGAUGGCACGCCUGGAUCUCAUACAUGGUCGACAAGCCACCUACCCAAGACCCUAUUCUCCAGACUCAAGUUCGACCAUGGGAAUUGCCAGACCACAGACCGAAUUUCACUGCCAGUCGUGGUGCCUUCAAGACAUACUCUACUGUUAAGCCAAAGCUCACGGCUUGGAAUACUACUGCGGAGCCGAGAACAUAGAUGAUGAGUUUGGGUUAGAGAGGGAUUGUACAUACGAGAUGAGCUUUCAAUGGAAUCGAUUAUUCCGUGCUAUGCUUCGGCGCUUUUGACAAG